GCCCAUGAGUGUGUAUCAGUGCGUUCCAGUCUCUGUGUGUGAGUGUCGUCCCCAGUCCCCCCCCCCCCCAUCUCUAAUUAGUGGUUUGGGGUUUGUUCCUUUUCCCUCCUGUUCCUUCCCUCUCAGCGCGCGGCAGCUUCAGCAGCAGCGGGAGCAGCAGCAACAGCGGUCGUAGCUGACUCUGGAGUCUGAGCAGAACUGUGGGAUCUGAGCCUGAGUGGGAACAGGAGCAGAGCCGGCUGGGAGAGGAGGAGCUGAGCCCUCUGGGGACCCUCGGGCCACCCCCUGCCAGCACUCCUGCUGCCAGUCCUUCAGAGCGGACAGAGCCAGGACACUUAGCUCCAGACCCCCAGCCUCAGGAUGGCGUCCUCCCUGCUUGAGGAGGAAGCUCAUUAUGGCUCCAGCCCCCUGGCCAUGCUGACAGCGGCGUGUAGCAAAUUUGGUGGCUCCAGCCCUCUGCGGGACUCCACGACAUUGGGAAAAGCCAGCGCCAAGAAGCCAUACUCUGUGGGCAGUGACCUUGCAGCCUCCAAAACCAUGGGAGAUGCCUACGCAGCCCCCUUUGGGAGCACCAAUGGGCUCCUCUCUCCUGCAGGCAGCCCUCCAGCACCCACCUCGGGCUAUGCCAAUGACUACCCUCCUUUUACCCACUCGUUCCCUGGGCCCACAGGUACCCAGGACCCUGGGUUACUAGUGCCCAAGGGGCACAGCUCUCCUGAUUGCCUGCCCAGCGUCUACACCUCUCUGGACAUGGCGCACCCCUAUGGCUCCUGGUACAAGGCUGGCAUCCAUGCAGGCAUCUCACCAGGCCCAGGCAAUGCUCCUGCUCCCUGGUGGGACAUGCAUCCCGGGGGCAACUGGCUAGGUGGUGGGCAAAGCCAGGGGGAUGGGCUGCAAGGGACACUCCCCACAGGUCCUGCUCAGCCCCCACUCAACCCCCAGCUCCCCACCUACCCGUCCGACUUUGCCCCCCUUAACCCAGCCCCUUACCCAGCUCCCCACUUGCUGCAGCCAGGGCCCCAGCAUGUUUUGCCCCAAGAUGUCUAUAAACCCAAGGCUGUGAGCAACAGCGGGCAGCUGGAAGGGAGUGGUGGAGCCAAACCUCGUGGUGCAGGCACAGGGGGCAGUGGCGGGUACGGGGGCAGUGGAGCUGGGCGGUCCUCCUGCGACUGCCCCAACUGCCAGGAGCUGGAGCGCCUGGGUGCGGCCGCUGCUGGGCUGCGGAAGAAGCCCAUCCACAGCUGCCACAUCCCUGGCUGUGGCAAAGUGUAUGGCAAGGCCUCACAUCUGAAGGCCCACCUACGCUGGCACACGGGCGAGAGGCCCUUCGUCUGCAACUGGCUUUUCUGCGGCAAGAGGUUCACCCGCUCGGACGAGCUGGAGCGCCACGUGCGCACCCACACCCGGGAGAAGAAGUUCACCUGUCUGCUCUGCUCCAAGCGCUUUACCCGCAGUGACCACCUCAGCAAACACCAGCGCACCCAUGGCGAGCCAGGCCCGGGGCCCCCUCCCAAUGGCCCCAAAGAGCUGGGGGAGGGUCGCAGCACAGGGGAGGAGGAGGCCAGUCAGACACCCAGGCCCUCUGCCUCUCCAGCACCCCCAGAAAAAGCGCCUGGGGGCAGCCCGGAGCAGAGCAACCUGUUGGAGAUCUGAGCUGGGGGAGGGCUCCUGAGCUGGGCC
Erinaceus europaeus (western European hedgehog) is the source of this 1680-nucleotide messenger RNA. It is a transcript of the gene SP7, whose product is annotated as Sp7 transcription factor. Gene Ontology annotation, molecular function: DNA-binding transcription factor activity, RNA polymerase II-specific; RNA polymerase II cis-regulatory region sequence-specific DNA binding. The record is from RefSeq and is a predicted model, not a curated record. The coding region runs from base 361 to 1653 and encodes 430 amino acids. Gene Ontology annotation, biological process: regulation of transcription by RNA polymerase II. The transcript is spliced from 3 exons. Lineage: Eukaryota; Metazoa; Chordata; Mammalia; Eulipotyphla; Erinaceidae.